AUGGUACGAGUGCGAGCCGCUCAGCGGAGGGGAUUUUUUGUGCAUCACCUGACUGUGCGUAUGCAUGUGUGCACGUUGGCGCGCUGGCGGGUAAGGCCGUGGGGUGGCGCAGCGGUGUUUUAUUUACUCCAUCGGGGAGGACAUCGACCUUCUUUGGCUGUCCGCGCCUGUUCGACGCGGUCUGAGUGGCCGGCAUGGAUGAGGGCUCGUCGGCGAUCACGGGGAGGUUUGCCGCCCGUCCGAUUUUUUUUUUUUGGGUUGUGGGAGAUCUCCGUAUCAUUUUUGUUCAUUGCCGCUUUCCUGGGCAGCUUUUUUUUUUUUUUUUUUGGAUGCUGGCGGACGUUGCGGCCUCACUGGUUGUGUUGUGUGGUGGCGUGA
This is a messenger RNA of Trypanosoma cruzi, 378 nucleotides long. RefSeq lists its product as uncharacterized. The coding region runs from base 1 to 378 and encodes 125 amino acids. The transcript has a single exon. The record is from RefSeq and is a predicted model, not a curated record. Lineage: Eukaryota; Euglenozoa; Kinetoplastea; Trypanosomatida; Trypanosomatidae.